UUAGAUGGAAAUGUUCAGAAGCAUCAUCCAUGGCUGCCUAACAAGAGAGAGAAAAUAGAGAGAGAAAGUCAAGAACUUUGACGAACAGAGCCAAGAAUGGAGCAAUCUUUGUUGUUUUCUGAGGAUCUUACGCCCCCUUCUUUUCAGGUAAUUGUUAUAAAUGCAAAUAUGAGUUGCAAUGGGUGUCGCCAAAGAGUUUCUCAACUUCUCUCUAAAAUCUCUGAGUUAGUCGAGUUCACCAUAGAUGUGACAAAAAAACAAGUGGUUGUAAAAGGAAAUGUGAAAUUCCAAGGCAAGAUUCACGAAGAAGAUAGUAUCCAUUCCCAAACCUACAACUCCAAUUCUCUAAAAUCCCAAUCCCUCUCCCAUCAGUAUUCAAACGAUUGCUUUUAAAUUGAUUUUUAUUUAUUUAUUAUAAUCUACGUAGGUAUCACAUUUACUCAAGUUAUCAUUGUAUUUAUAUAUCUAACUCGAACCACAAGAUUAUGUUAUGUUGGAACUACAAUUGAUCAACUGAAAU
Messenger RNA from Cucurbita maxima (winter squash), 520 nucleotides. RefSeq lists its product as uncharacterized. The record is from RefSeq and is a predicted model, not a curated record. Gene Ontology annotation, molecular function: metal ion binding. Bases 97 to 393 code for a protein of 98 amino acids. Lineage: Eukaryota; Viridiplantae; Streptophyta; Magnoliopsida; Cucurbitales; Cucurbitaceae. The transcript has 3 exons.